UUUUUUUAAACAACACACGCUGUCAUAUUUCGUUCUUUAAAACGCGCACAUUUUUUCACUGUGACACAUUUAUUUCGAUUAAAUUAUCGAAUAUUUUUUAUUCUUAUUGUUGUUGGUUAUGUUUUAAUAAAAACAAAAUCUGUCGGUUGACGUAUUUUGCAAUCAGUAAACAAGUAUGAUUUCAUUUAAUUAUAUUGGAUUGCUUCAGACAUAAGAAUUUUAACGUGAAUUAAAAUAAAUUGCACGCUCUGUUCAAAUAAAAUCGAGUUGAUUGAACGGAAGAAUUGUGCCACAUAUAAAGCAGCAGAGAGACCAACGUAUUCAGCUUGACAAGUAGAACACACUGUCAAUUGACAAUUGAAUUAAAAUUGUGUUUAAUGCAAAACGUGAAUUUCAUUUUUUUCUCAACUGAAGCUAAAAAAAGAAAUUAAUCAACUAUGGAAAUUGAAUUCGAUAUCAAUAGUGUAGAUAAAUUACCAGAUUGUAAAUACGAGUAUUUGGAUCACACAGCCGAUGUUCAAUUGCAUGCAUGGGGUAGCACACUUACAGAAGCAUUCGAACAGUGCGGCGUGGCGAUGUUUGCAUACAUGACAGAAAUCGAAACGGUCGAACUAAAGCAGUGUUUCAAAAUUACUGCGUCUGGUGAUGAUAUCGAAUCGCUUCUUUUUCAUUUCCUUGAUGAGUUGUUGUUUUUGUUUUCGGCCGAACCAUUUUUGGUGUGCGCCAAACUGGAAAUCAGUAAAUUGGAUUUGGUUGACUUUGAAAUCGAUUGCUUAUGCUAUGGUGAACCAUUCCAAUUAGGGAAGCAUCCGCAAGGCACUGAAGUUAAAGCAAUCACCUACUCAGCCAUGCAAGUUAUACAAAAGCCAACGAAAAAUGAAGUCUAUGUCAUCAUCGAUAUCUGAGCGGCAUCACCAUCACUUACCACUGUCUCUCGCAUCAGUUUGAAAGCAAUGAUAACGAUAAUAGCAACAACAAAGUCAGUGCACUUUGAAACUGUUUGUUAUUUGUACUUUUGAAAAAAGGUAAAUUAUGAUUUUUAAGCAAUAUUUAAACAUAAAGUUAGACUACUAAGACUAAGUCAUUUUAAAUAUCUGACCAACAAUCAGAAUGAUGCUCGAGAUAGAGAAAAUAUUUUUAUAUUCAAUAAAAUAUAUACUACUCUCGUACAAAACUUUAUAAAAUAUAUUAUAAUCACAACGAUAAUUGUGAAUUAUUCAGAUAACCAUAAUCAAAAUAUCUAAUAAAAAUGAUAUAACAACCAUAA
This is a messenger RNA of Contarinia nasturtii (swede midge), 1267 nucleotides long. It is a transcript of the gene Archease, whose product is annotated as protein archease-like. The transcript is spliced from 4 exons. Bases 438 to 905 code for a protein of 155 amino acids. The record is from RefSeq and is a predicted model, not a curated record. Gene Ontology annotation, biological process: tRNA splicing, via endonucleolytic cleavage and ligation. Gene Ontology annotation, cellular component: tRNA-splicing ligase complex. NCBI's taxonomy places the organism in Eukaryota, Metazoa, Arthropoda, Insecta, Diptera, Cecidomyiidae.